Molecule: messenger RNA, 1143 nt
Organism: Sordaria macrospora k-hell
Lineage: Eukaryota; Fungi; Ascomycota; Sordariomycetes; Sordariales; Sordariaceae
Biological process (GO): exocytosis
Cellular component (GO): Golgi to plasma membrane transport vesicle; cell tip
Molecular function (GO): guanyl-nucleotide exchange factor activity
Source: RefSeq, a predicted model, not a curated record
AUGUCGACCACCGCUACCAUGACAAUGACCGCCGCCCCCGUCGUCGUCGUCGAACCCGUCACCGGGACGUUGUCUACCACCCCUUGCUGCCCGCAAUGCGGUACCGACCUUGAGGGGACCCAGCCCUUCGAGGAGAUGCAAGCGGCCGUUCUCGACGCGCACAACAAGAUCCAAGAACUCCAAAACCAAGUGCGCCUGCUCAACGAAAAGGCUUCAUCCGCCGUCGAUCGCUGGGCCGAUUACGAAGACGAGAUAGCCCGACUACGGGGGCAGCUCAAACAGCAACAACAACAACAAUCCCAAUCCCAAACCUCCCCAGCCGCCUCCCAAAUAUCAUCACCACAACAACAUCAACACGCCGCCGCCGCUGCCCUCGCCACCCCUCCUCAAUCCGCAACCCCCUCCACAACCGCAACAGCCAACGCCUCACCCACCUCCGUCGCCGCCCGCAGCGUCGGCUCCGUCUCCUCCUUCCUGCCCACCGGCGCCGCCUCCCGCCUCUCCGCCUUUUUAACUUCGCGCAAAUCAACACCAAACCUCAAAUCAGGCACACCACCCGCUGGUUCUUCCCACCCGCACAUGCCAACGCACCAAUCCACCCUGUCCCAGUCAUUCACGCAAAGCAGCCCGCUCCAACAACCCUUCCAAUCUGUCCCUAGUUCUAGUGUCCAACACCAAAAGGAGAUUUCGGACCUGCAAACAGCCCUGAACACGGAAAAGUCUCUGCACAGCGAAACACGUGCCAAGCUAGCCAAAGCUGAGGCGAAACUCACCGCUACGUCGCGGGAGAUUGAAGAACUUUCCGUGACGCUGUUCUCGGAAGCCAACGAGAUGGUUGCGAAUGAGAGGAGGGCGAGAGCGAAGCUUGAAGAGAGGGUGAAGACGCUGGAGAAGAGGGAUGAGCAGAAGAAGGAACGGCUGGAAAUAUUGGAGGGGGCGGUGAGGAGGAUGGAAAGGGUUAGAGAGGUUUUGAGGGAGACGGAGAAGUUGGAGAGAGGCAGGAGGGGGAGGGAAGAUGAUGACGAGCGUCACGGUGGGAGUGAGGAUGAGGAUGAUGAGGAUGAGGAUGAGUUUGGGGGGAAGCUGGUACCCGUGGUGACGCCAAGGGGGGAUGGCCAACCCAGGCUGGAUCUGGAUGAUUGA